Clavispora lusitaniae ATCC 42720 is the source of this 1488-nucleotide messenger RNA. RefSeq lists its product as uncharacterized. Lineage: Eukaryota; Fungi; Ascomycota; Pichiomycetes; Serinales; Metschnikowiaceae. The record is from RefSeq and is a predicted model, not a curated record.
AUGACAGAAAACCCAACCACCCCAGUGGAAUUGGGCUCUCCUGGCGUCGACAGUGUCACGCCUCUGCCCAUUUCUCCCAAUUCUGACAAAGCUCCGCUCGCUCCGCCAAACGUUCCGCCUAAACUCCCUCCGAGAAGCAACCUGGCCAGUACAAAAGACAGCGGAGAUUCGGUAGGGAAAAAGCUAGCAUUGAGGCAAAAUGAACUUUAUGCUUGGAAUAGCAUGAACAUGCACGCGGAUAUACUAGCCAACACGCCGAUCCAGUUGAAGGAGCGUAUUGAAAAACUCAGCUCUUCCGAAGAGUUUUGGGCCCGGCUACUCGAAAACUAUGGUCCCCAGUACAUCACAGAUAAAAUUGUGGAAGAAAUCGAACAAGCGGUCAUCGCCGGCGUCCCAUCCGAAGUGAGACCCCUUCUUUAUCUCAAGAUCAUGCAAAUAAGAGCUCAUAUGGACUCCACCAUGUACAAUGGAAUAUUCAAGAAGGCAAAAUUGGCACAAUGGGAAACGACUCAACCAGAAACGGAAGCAUAUUCGGAGGGUUUGAAAGAGAUCAUGCAAGUCUUCCAAUACUGUAUUCUGGAAAUUGCAGUUCCGAAUACACCAGACAGCAGCCACAGAGCAUUAAAAAUAGUGGAACGCGUGGCACACUUUUUGGUAGAGCUUCCGGAAUUGAGCAAUCCUGAAAUUUUGGCAAUUCUUUUCAAGGUAGAUGCAUUAUUCAAUAAUUUAUCAAAGGAAGAGUUUUGCUACAAAGCGAGCCGCUCGCUUGAAGACAAUACACCACAGACCUUUCUUCACAUAGUCAAGCAAGGAAUUGACUUGUCGAGUUUGUUUAGAAAUUUUCUUCUCAGUGUUAUUGGACUAGACAUGGAUGAAGACUUCUCGAUUCGUGUCUUGGACUUUGUUGUCUUCGAGGGCUUUGACUUUUUACACCGCAUCCUAACGGCAGUAUUUGAACAAAAAGAGAAGCAAAUUUUGGACCUCAAUGGAAAUGAGCUAUACAGCUAUAUCUAUUCCAAUGAGUUUUUAAGCGACUUGCACUUAGCUACAUUGGAAGCAGCACUCAAGAUUGCACCAUCUUUUGUCAAAUACGAGAACGAGUACCAUUUGAUGAGUGUCAAUGCAAUCAGCGGUAAUGACUCUGAACUCACUAAUUUGAAGGAGACAAAUGAGGACUUACUGCUUCACUUAAAGGACUUGAAACUGAAGACAGAGUCUUUGAGCAAGACCGAGGCGGAAAUCGUUACGCAAUUGACAGAGUACACAGAAAAGCUAAAAGAAGCCCAAGAAGAAAAGGAACGUCUAAGCAAGGAAGAAGAGGAAUUGCGUGCCAAAUAUGCUCAACUCACAAUGAAUGAAAACUUGACGAACCUAGUCAAUGCCAACAAAGAUAUUUCCAACGAGAAUGCUGAGUUGGAGGCGCAAAUUGCUGAGCUAGAGAAGCAAAUCGCUACAAAAAGUGCAAAAUUGAAAAAGGUGCAAAAAUGA